AUGUCGGCAACUCCUCAGCCUCGGAAGUUGGGGGAUGCAGAGUUAUCUGGUCGUGAUGAGCAGUCCAAACAAGUGGCAUCGCAGACGAUUUAUGAUGGCCCGGAGCAGCUCAUAGCACCCGAUCAAUUCGACGAGCGAUUCCGCACCACACGCUGGGAGAUUUGGGCCUAUUAUGCAUACUACAUUGGGAACAAUGGAUUAUCACUAUUCAAUUUCGCCCCAACGGCAUUUCAGAAUCUCCUCUACCAGGCUGCAGGGGACAGCGGCACCCUGCUCUUUGCGGGCCGCCCACGCUCCAUCAACAGCAUCGUCCUCCUCAGCAACGGCAUCUCCUUCGCCAUCCAAACCGUCAUCUUCCUGGUGCUCGGCAGCUUCGCUGACUUCGGGACCUGGCGGCCGAAUAUCCUCAUUGCGCUCUCGCUCAUCGCCUACGCACUGGGUUUCGGCUGGCUAGGCGUCCACACGCAGGAAAAGUGGCAUGUCGGGGUGGGGCUGUACAUCGUCGGGCUGAUCGCAUACCAGACGACGCUGACGUUCUGGACGGCUGCGUUCCCGGGUCUGGCGCGCAACACCGUCGAGAUGAAGGAGAAGGCCGAUGCGUAUGUCGCCGGGCAGAUUUCGCGGGACGAGUACGACGACGCGGAUACGAUGCAGCGCAGCCGGCUGGCGAACGUGGCCUUCUAUGUGCAGUCCGUGGCGGAGAUAUUCAUCCUCGCGAUCAUCGUUGGGAUUAUGUUCGGCCUGCGGGUGGACGACAGCCCGGAGAAUAAUAACUGGGGGCUGAGCGUGCUGGUUGCGUUCGCCUCGGGGGUGUGGCUGCUCGUCUCCCUCCCCUGGUUUUUCCUCGAGAAACGACGGCCGGGCCAGGAUCCGCGCGGGAAUAUCAUCGUCGCGGGACUCAUGCAGCUGUACCGGGCGGGAAGGGAUGUAUGGAAGCUCAAGCAGAGCUUGGUAUACCUAAUUGGCUACUUUCUUCUGGGCGAUUCCCUCAACACCACCGUGACUGUGAUCGCAACCUUGCAAAAUAGCAUUGUCGCAUAUAAUACGCUACAACUCACAUAUCUCUUGAUCGUCGGCAUCGCAGCUCAGGCGAUCGGCAUCUACACCUUCUGGUUCCUCCAACGCCGAUACCACCUCAGCACAAAGACCAUGUUCAACGCCGUCGCGGUGGGAAUCAUCCUCCUCGACGGCUGGGGCAUGAUCGGAAUCUGGACACAGCGAUUCGGCUUCCACCGAGCCUGGGAGGUCUGGGUCUACCAAGCCUUCUACGGCCUCUUCGUCUGCCCCUGGUACAGUUACUCGCAGAUCAUGAUCUCCGAGGUCACCCCGCGCGGCCACGAGUUCCUCUUCUUCAGCCUGUUCAGCAUCAUCGGCAAGACGUCCUCGUUCAUCGGGCCGAUUGUCUCGAGCGCGAUCAUCGAUGCGAGCCCGUCUGGGAACGUGUCCACCCCGUUCUACUUCCUCUUUGCGCUCAGUCUGUUUAGUUUCGGGAUUCUGCUUUUCGGCGUCGAUCUGAAGAAGAGUCGACGCGAGCAGGAGGUUUUUCUUCAGAAUAAGGCGCGCUUCGAGCAGGAGUCUGGCGACGGAGUGAAGGUGUAG
Molecule: messenger RNA, 1599 nt
Organism: Aspergillus clavatus NRRL 1
Lineage: Eukaryota; Fungi; Ascomycota; Eurotiomycetes; Eurotiales; Aspergillaceae
Product: MFS transporter
Exons: 6
Coding region: 1-1599 (532 amino acids)
Source: RefSeq, a predicted model, not a curated record